This is a messenger RNA of Argentina anserina (silverweed cinquefoil), 2665 nucleotides long. Its product is annotated as origin of replication complex subunit 1A-like. Gene Ontology annotation, molecular function: ATP hydrolysis activity; chromatin binding; ATP binding. Gene Ontology annotation, cellular component: nuclear origin of replication recognition complex. The record is from RefSeq and is a predicted model, not a curated record. The transcript is spliced from 16 exons. Lineage: Eukaryota; Viridiplantae; Streptophyta; Magnoliopsida; Rosales; Rosaceae. The coding region runs from base 35 to 2470 and encodes 811 amino acids. Gene Ontology annotation, biological process: mitotic DNA replication checkpoint signaling; DNA replication initiation.
UCUUCUUCUUCGCUUUGCGGCGGAGGCUGCAGCAAUGAGAGACCUCCAAACACCCAAGAAGAGAUCCACCUCCCGAUUCGAUCCCAAAUCCUCCUCAUCCCCUUCUCUCCCUCCUACUCCGCUCUCCUCCACUCCUCGCCGAUCCACGCGCCGCGCCUCCCUCCACUUCGACGCCCUCCCUCCUCCUUCUCUGGCGCCGCUAGUCGAAGAUCCACCACCGAAGAAGAGGAAAACUCCCAUAUCUACCACCGACGAUUCGACGCCGCCAAAGCCAAAGACCUCCGAAUCUGUUCACAAAGGCAAGAAAUCGAAGCACGAGGAGGAGGAGGAGAAGCCGAGCGCAGUGGUGUUCUCGCCGGUGUCACCGGAGCCGUCGGAGGGGAAGAAGAGGAAGAGGCAGGUGUUCUACAAGAAGGUGGUGUACGACGGCGGCGAGUUUGAGGUUGGUGGUGACGUGUAUGUGAAGAGGAAAGAGGAGGAGGACGGCGACGAAGAGGUGGGUGAGGUGGAGCAAUGUAGGGUUUGCUUCAAGUCUGGGAAGGCUGUGAUGAUCGAGUGUGAUGACUGUUUGGGUGGCUUUCAUUUGAAAUGCUUGAAGCCUCCCUUGAAGGAGGUUCCUGAAGGAGAUUGGGUCUGCGGUUAUUGCGCGGCUCGCAAAUUGGGGAAAGAGGUUCGGCUGCCUGCACCUCCUCCGGGGAGGAAGCUGGUCAGGACUUUUCGAGACAAGCUUCUCUCCAGCGAUUUGUGGGCUGCCCGCAUUGAGAGUAUAUGGAAAGAAGUGGAUGGGACUUAUUGGUGCCGGGUGCGUUGGUAUGUUAUUCCGGAAGAGACUGCGGCUGGAAGACAACCUCAUAAUCUGAGGAGGGAGAUUUAUCGCACGAAUGAUUUUGCCGACAUUGAGAUGGAAUCGAUUCUUCAACAUUGUUAUGUGAUGAAUCCUAAAGAAUAUGCCAAAGCCAAUGAAGGGGAUGAUGUCUUUUUAUGCGAAUAUGAAUAUGAUAUUCACUGGUACAGUUUCAAGCGUCUUGCAGAAAUUGAUGAUGAUGAAGAGCAUGAUGAUGCCGAGACUGAUGAAGAUUGGAAACGUGGCAAGGAUUCAGACUCUGAUACAGAAGAAGAAAUUGAAUUUGAAGAAGAGAGCACAAAGAAUAUACUGGCUAAACCAUCUCGAGCUCAUGAGUUGGCUGCAAAUUCGCAUAAGGGGCGGUUCUUUGGACUUCAAAAGAUUGGAAUGAAGAAAAUCCCUAAGCAUGUUAGAUGCCAUAAGCAGACUGCUCUUGAAAGAGCAAAAUCAACACUACUGUUGGCAUCAUUGCCUAAGUCUUUACCUUGCAGGGAUAAAGAAAUGUUGGAGAUAAGUACAUUCAUCAAGGGUGCCAUAUCUGAUGAUAAAUGUCUUGGACGCUGCCUCUACAUUCAUGGUGUUCCUGGAACUGGAAAGACUAUGAGUGUACUAGCAGUAAUGAGGAGUUUGAGGUCUGAAGUUGAUGCUGGAAAUAUAAAACCUUACUGUUUCGUGGAGAUAAAUGGUCUAAAGUUGGCGGCACCGGAGAAUAUCUACAGGGUUAUAUAUGAAGCAUUAAGUGGGCAUCGAGUUGGUUGGAGAAAGGCUCUCCACUUGCUAAACGAGCGAUUUUCUGAUGGAAAGAAAUUUGGAAAAGAGGAUGACAAACCUUGUAUUCUCCUUAUUGAUGAACUUGAUCUUCUCGUGACCAGAAACCAAUCGGUUCUCUACAACAUCCUUGACUGGCCAACAAAGCCACACUCAAAAUUAGUUGUAAUAGGCAUAGCAAAUACCAUGGAUCUCCCAGAAAAGUUGCUUCCUCGUAUUUCAAGUCGAAUGGGAAUCCAUCGGCUUUGCUUUGGCCCUUAUAAUUACCAGCAGCUUCAAGAGAUCAUUUCAAGUCGGCUUAGAGGAAUUGAUGCAUUUGAAAAACAAGCUAUAGAGUUUGCUUCAAGAAAGGUAGCAGCUAUUUCUGGAGAUGCUCGUCGUGCAUUGGAGAUAUGCAGGCGUGCAGCUGAAAUCACAGAUUACCGCAUAAAGAAGCUACUAUCAACUCCCAACAAUGCUUCUGAAGGUAAAGCACUUGUUGGUAUGGCAGAGGUUGAAGCAGCCAUAAAAGAAAUGUUCCAGGCACCUCAUAUCCAGGUGAUGAAAACUUGUUCCAAACUGAGUAAAAUAUAUUUGACUGCUAUGGUGUAUGAACUGUAUAAAACCGGAAUGGGUGAAACUACUUUUGAGAAGUUGGCAAUGACAGUAUAUAAUCUGUGUGCAAGCAAUGGAGAAGCAUUUCCUGGACAUGAUAUGCUGUUGAAAGUUGGUUGUAAGCUUGGUGAAUGCAGAAUUAUUCUAUGUGAAUCAGGAGCAAAGCACAGGUUGCAGAAGUUACAGCUCAACUUUCCGAGUGACGAUGUGGCAUUUGCACUGCAGGAGAGCAGGGAUUUACCUUGGUUGGCCAAGUAUCUUUGAGCUCAAUCGGUUGUUUUUCAUUAUUCAUUUGAGGAACAAUUUUGACCCUGAUUACUGUCAUUUGUUGUAAUUGUACAUCAUAUUUAUCUUCUUUUACAUUCCAAAAGUAAAUUAUUGUACUGUGUUCUUGAAUCAUCUGUUGAUCUGUUGUACAAUGUAUUUCUAUGAAUUCUAUCAACACAUGAUAUUCCUUCA